GCUCUGACCGGCCUGGCAGGAAACGCAGGCGGUCGGUUCUGAUCGGGGAGGAAAGCAAAGAGUAUGCCGAUGCAUUCCUGGCCUGGGCCUUCUAGCUGGUGGACAGAUUUUGGGGAGACAGGAGGCUCCAGUAGGAUAUUUUAAAAUUGAAAACAAAACAAUUGCUUUGGAGUUCACUGUACAGGGUGUUAGAACACCAGCAUCUACAAUCAGGAAACUGAAACCAAAGGUGAUACUAGGAUCUGACCAGGUCUGCAGAUUUGAAGAAAUCCGAAUAUUUUCUGAUUUGGAGCAUGGAAGGAAAAAACGUUCACAGUGGCAGGAAACCAUGGAGGUGUGGAGAUUGCGAAGAGGGUUUCCAAUCCCCUUCUGCGCUUGAAAUUCACCGGCGGGUCCACACCGGGGAGAGACCAUUCACUUGCUCCGUGUGUGGGAAGGGAUUCCCUCGGUCAUCCCAUCUGCUGAGGCACCAGCGACUUCACACAGGGGAGAGACCUUUUGCUUGCCAAGACUGUGGGAAGUCCUUCAAAUGUUCUAGGGAACUGAUAUCUCAUCAAAUUCUUCACACUGAUGAGAGACCGUUCAGGUGCUCUGACUGUGAGACUGGGUUCAGGCGGUCAUCCGACCUCACUAAACACCAGCGGGUUCACACCGGGGAGAAGCCGUUCACCUGCUUUGAGUGUGGGAAGGGGUUCACUCAGUCGUCAGCCCUGUUGCAACACCAGCGAGUUCACACCGGGGAGAGACCGUUCUCCUGUUCAGAGUGUGGGAAGGGAUUCACAGCGUCAUCUGCCCUGCUGAGACACCAGCAAGUUCAUACAGGGGAGAGGCUGUUCACCUGCUCAAAGUGUGGGAAGGGAUUCACGCAGUCAUACAACCUACUGAGACACCAGCGAGUUCAUGAGGGAUUCACACAUGGUGGCAAAGAGCAUAGCCGAGAUAUUCAGUCAUACUUUGUAUUUGCUAUUACCCAGAUCAUGAUGACCGGAACGGUGUGGGCUUCUGAGGAAUCAGAAGUCAUUGCUGUGAUCAGGCGUGUUGACACUGAUUGCUGCGCACAGAACAUUGGAGUGGCUGCAUACAUGCACAACUUCUCAGCUGAACAUCCUUGGAUUUUGAACAUGGAAAGUAAAAGCACCAUUGAAAGUGGAGAGAAACUGUACACGUGUUCUCUAUGUGGACGAGGUUUCAGCCGAUCAUCUGGCCUGUCAAGACACAAUUGCAGUUGUAUUGAGGAGAAACCGUGGAAAUGUGGGGUCUGUGGGAAGGCAUUCAGUUCCCCAUCAAAAGUGGAAACUCAUCAGCGCAUUCACACUGGAGAGAGACCAUUUAUCUGUUCCGAAUGUGGUAAGGGAUUCUCUCAGUUAUCCCACCUGCUCUCUCACCAGAGAGUUCACACUGUGGAGAGACCAUUUUCCUGCUCAGAGUGUGGGAAGGGAUUUACUGAGCCAUCCCACCUGCUGAUACAUCGGCGUGUUCACACUGGGGAGAGACCUUUCAAAUGCCAAGACUGUGGGAAGUGCUAUAAAAGUUCCGGGGAACUGAUGUCCCAUCAGCGUGUUCACACGGAUGAGAGACCAUUCAGGUGCUCUGACUGUGGGACUGGGUUCAAACGAUCAUCUCAACUCACUGUACACCAGAGAGUUCACACUGGGGAAAGGCCAUUCACCUGCUCUAUGUGUGGGAAGGGAUUCAUUCAGUCAUCCACUCUGCUGAGACACCGCCGAGUUCACGAUGGAGAGGGACCAUUUACCUGCUCCUAUUGUGGGAAGCGAUUCACUCAGUCAUACAACCUGUUGAGACACCAGCGAGUUCACACUGAUGAGAGACCUUUUAAAUGUCCUGACUGUGGGAAGUGUUCUCGAAGUUCUUGGGAACUGAUGUCCCAUCAACGUAUUCAUACCGAUGAGAGACCAUUCAGGUGCUCUCACUGUGGGACUGGGUUCAGGCAAUCUUCUGACCUCACGGUACACCAACGAAUUCACACUGGAGACAAACCUUUCAAAUGUCCAGAAUGCGGAAAGAGCUUUAAAUGUUCCAAGGAACUGAUGUCCCAUCAACGUGUUCACACUGAUGAGAGACCGUUCAGAUGCUCUGAUUGUGGGACUGGGUUCAGGCGAUCCUCUGAUCUUACUAAACACCAGCGAAUUCACACUGGGGAGAAACCGUUCAUCUGCUCCAAGUGUAGGAAGGGAUUCAGUCAGUCAUCCACCCUGCUGAAACACCAGAGAGUUCACAAUUAUCACACGAUUGUGACCAUGGAAGGAAAAAGCACAGAUCACAGUGGGGAGAAACUCUACACAUGUUUGGUUUGCGGACACAUCUUUUAUCACUCAUCUGACCUGUCCAUGCACCAGCGUAAUCACACAGUGGAGAAAGUCUGGAAAUGUCAGGAGUGUGGGAAGGGAUUCAAAUAUCCAUCCCUGCUGGAAACUCAUCAGCGUAGUCACACUGGGGAGAGGCCAUUCAUCUGCUCUGAGUGUGGAAAAGGCUUUGCUGCAUCGUCCACACUGCUGUCUCAUCUGCGUGUUCACACUGGGAAGAGGCCAUUCACCUGCUCUGUGUGUGGGAAGGGAUUCACUCAGUCAUCAACCCUGUUAUCGCACCGGCGAGUUCACACUGGGGAGAGGCCAUUCACCUGCUCUCGUUGUGAAAAGGGAUUCACUCAGUUAGCAAACCUCCUGAAACACCACCGAGUUCACACUGGGGAGAGACCAUUCACCUGCUCGCUGUGUGGGAAUGGAUUCACCCAGUCAUCUGACCUGCUGAAACACCAGCGGGUUCACACUGGGGAGAGGCCAUUCAGCUGCACCAAGUGUGGGAAGGGGUUCACUCAGUCAUCCCACCUGCUGAAACACCAGCGAGUUCACAAGUAACCAAAGUUUUUGCCAUUAAGCAUACCCAGGAAUGAACGGCAGUCAUUAGGAUCUGUUUCUACAGAUGAUGUUAAAUCAUAAUGUAGAUACAAUUCAAAUAUAAAGAUAAAUCUACACGACGAAGUCGAGAAUAUAAUCCCAACUCACAGUAUAUUAAUGAAUUUAUACGGAGUAGAGACUGAACACCUGUAUGGUGUGUGAAAUUUUCUGAUUCAUCCGGAGUGGUAAAAUACCAAUAAGUUCCCUGAGUCACUGUUGGAGUGACCAUCUAUCUCUAAACCAUGUUUUCUGGGGUCCUUUUGUGAUGUUUUUAAACUCCAGUUUGAUUAUGUAUUUGAGAUAAAAAAUCAAAUAAAUCAGCUUUCUGUUAAACACA
Molecule: messenger RNA, 3252 nt
Organism: Rhincodon typus (whale shark)
Lineage: Eukaryota; Metazoa; Chordata; Chondrichthyes; Orectolobiformes; Rhincodontidae
Product: zinc finger protein 91-like
Exons: 8
Coding region: 294-2876 (860 amino acids)
Biological process (GO): regulation of transcription by RNA polymerase II
Cellular component (GO): nucleus
Molecular function (GO): RNA polymerase II cis-regulatory region sequence-specific DNA binding; DNA-binding transcription activator activity, RNA polymerase II-specific
Source: RefSeq, a predicted model, not a curated record